CGUUCUGAGGAGACGGUCACGUGAGCACAGGUUCGGCUGGUUUAUUGUACUUCCAUGUUUCCCCUCCGGCGAGAAGAGAUGGGUACGGCCACGUGACCUUGUUUUGUUUCUGUUGGGUCGGCUGUCCUCGCGCCGCGUGCUUCUCUCAGUCGCUCAGUUCCUCGCGCACCGAAAGGGCGAGCCCCGAAGCGACCGCGCGGCCGUAGGUAAGAGGUAACUUUAUAUCACCAAAUGGUUAAAUUAAUUUGCACUUUGGCAGAUCACAAAGAUGAUGUCAACUAUUGUGCCUUCUCCUCUUCCUAUUUGGCUACAUGCUCCCUGGACAAAACAGUCCGUCUGUAUUCUUUAAACAAUUUCAGUGAGGUUCCUUACUCACCACUGAAAGGCCACACUUACGCUGUCCAUUGCUGCUGCUUCUCUCCUUUGGGACAUAUUUUGGCUUCAUGUUCUACAGAUGGCAACAUAAUCUUGUGGAAUACUCAAAAUGGAUUGAAACUGGCAGUGUUGGAGCAUCCCUGUAGAAACCCUCUAAGAAUUUGUCGAUUUUCCCCUGAUUCUACAUACUUGGUUUCAGGAGCAGCUGAUGGAAGUGUAAAUCUUUGGAAUGUUCAGACACUAAAAUUGUAUCGAUCUGGUAGUGUUAAAGAUGGGUCUUUGGUAGCUUGCGCAUUUGCUCCUAACGGACGUUUCUUUGUGACGGGAUCAUCAUGUGGAGAUCUAACUGUGUGGGAUGACAAAAUGAAGUGCUUAUAUAAUGAGAAAGCUCAUGAUCUUGGUGUUACCUGCUGCGACUUUUCUUCAAGGCCAUAUUCUGAUAACAAGCAAGAUGCUGAUUAUUUCAAAAUGGCAUCAUCUGGUCAGGAUAGCAUAACUAAGAUCUGGCUCAUUUCAUCUUCUGAUUCUACAGGAUUUGAGCUGAGAUAUAUAUGUACUUUAAGUGGACAUACUGCCCCAGUUCUGGCUUGUGCUUUUUCCUCCAAUGGACAGGUUGUAGUUACUGGGUCUGUUGACAAAACUGUAAUGAUUUUUGAAACUAACACUGGGAGCAACCUGAACAUUUUGUCUCAGCAUACCAGGUAUGUUACAACUUGUGCCUUUGCACCAGAUAUUCCAUUAUUUGCGACCGGUUCAAUGGAUAAAUGUGUGAAUAUCUGGCAAUUGGAGCCAGAACAACUUUUCACAGGAAGUCCUCUGAUAGGGGAAUUAAAGAUCUCUGUUGAUACCUGGACAGAAGAAGAUGUUUCAGUUUGGCUUCAGACACAUAAUUUACAAGACCUCGUUGAGAUUUUUAAGAGAAACAACAUUGAUGGUAAAGAAUUGCUGAGUCUUACAAAAGAGAGCUUGAUUGAUGAUUUAAAAAUUGAAUCUCUAGGUCUUCGCAGUAAAGUUUUGCGUAACAUUGAGGAGCUGAGGAAUGAAAUGAAAUCUGCCUCUCUAGAUAUUCCUGAUGAAUUCCUGUGCCCCAUAACCAAAGAGCUUAUGAAAGAGCCAGUGAUUGCUGCAGAUGGCUAUUCCUAUGAGAAAGAAGCAAUGGAAAAUUGGAUCAUUAAAAAACGGCAUUCUAGUCCUAUGACAAAUCUCCCUCUUCAGAGACUUGUACUUACCCCAAACCGAACCCUAAAAAUGGCUAUCAAUCGCUGGUUGGAAACUCAGCCAAAAUAUAAUGAAAAGCAAGCACCCUAAAGACAAUGUCAUUUUUUUCAGAAUUAGUGGAACUGA
This is a messenger RNA of Candoia aspera, 1719 nucleotides long. RefSeq names its product WD repeat, sterile alpha motif and U-box domain containing 1 (gene WDSUB1). The transcript is spliced from 11 exons. Gene Ontology annotation, molecular function: ubiquitin-protein transferase activity; protein binding. The record is from RefSeq and is a predicted model, not a curated record. Lineage: Eukaryota; Metazoa; Chordata; Lepidosauria; Squamata; Candoiidae. Gene Ontology annotation, biological process: protein ubiquitination. Bases 232 to 1683 code for a protein of 483 amino acids.